AUGGGAAAUUCUAAUAAAAAAUCUGAGUAUGGAGACAUUGCAAUCCGAACAGAAAAACCAUUUUAUUUUGCAGGCGACUUGGUUAGAGGUAAUAUCUUUUUGAACAUUUGCAAAUCAGGUUAUCAAGGAAAUAUCAUUGAAUUUACAGUUCAAGGGAAAGAGAAGACUGAGUGGGAAGAGGGAAGUGGUGAUGAACAAAGAACUUAUAAAGGGAAAAAUAAAUUCUAUUCCUAAUCAGUUCCUAUAUACACAUUUUCAAAUCAGAUAGCGUAAAUUGGAUAGUACGUAUUUCCUUUCCAAUUUUAAUUGCAUCCAAAUCUUCCUGGUUCAUUUCACCAUAAAAAUCAAUAUGAUUGUGGCUCUAUAUCAUACAACGUGAAAGCAAAAUUUACAUCGACAUAACCAAAUAAACCAAGUAUUCGAAAUAAAUAAGAAUUCAUGGUUAGAGAACCAAUCAAGUAAAAUGUAGUUGGAUAAGAAUAGGAAAGUACUACUAAUCUAACUGAAUGUUGUUGUAAUAAUAAAGGGAGUUCAAGACUCAAAAGUUUCUGUGAUAAGAAUCAUUAUCUACCAGGAGAUACUGCCUAAUUAACUAUUGAGGUCGAUAAUUCAAAUUGCUAUUUGAAUAUUGACUAUUUUGAAAUAGAAUUGCAUUAAGUGUUGAUAUUAAAAGCAAAUUACUCCACAACUAAAUUAGCCCGAAAAAUAUUAACCUAAAGAAUUCCAGGAAUUCAGGCUCGAUCUAAAAAUGUUGGCUCUGAAAGCAGAAACGUUUCAAUAACUCUUUUGAAUUAAAUAAGGCCUUAAAUUGAAUUAACUCCUACAACUAAUGGCAAACUAGUGAAUCAAUAAUAUUAUCUCAGGGUUAAUCCAAAAUUUGAAGGCUGUAUUUGUUGUUCACAAAAACCUGUUAUAACUUUCUAGAUAGUAUUAUUAUAUCGGAUUCCUUCUGAUUACAUUUAACCUCUUCCAUAACCGCCUGAUUGGAAUCCUUAGACAUUUGAGCCGGUUUUGAUUGACUUUGAGCAUUAAUAUCAAAUGAAUAUUGCAAAUAAUAAUAUGCAAUAAAAUGAUCCUUUUAUGAGCAAAUAUUGA
This is a messenger RNA of Paramecium tetraurelia, 1095 nucleotides long. RefSeq lists its product as uncharacterized. The record is from RefSeq and is a predicted model, not a curated record. NCBI's taxonomy places the organism in Eukaryota, Ciliophora, Oligohymenophorea, Peniculida, Parameciidae. The transcript is spliced from 4 exons. Gene Ontology annotation, cellular component: cytoplasm. Gene Ontology annotation, biological process: protein transport.